AUGUCAAAACUCAACAAUAAGAUCAACUUUAUAAAAGAAUAUUGGAUCCAAGUAUUUACCAAGGCCAUAGACGACUAUGCACGCGGGCUUACACCUAACCCGGAUGUAAUGUGCAAUCGAGAAAUCAAAUUUGGUCGGCUGCUGGAGAAAAUACUUGGUUCCAGUCAAAACGAUGAGGGUGUAUGGAUGGCAACGGCGGUAGACUCGACCAAAGAUCAAACGUACUAUCUGUCGACAGUACCAGAAGAAAAACUACAAAGAACGAUCUUUCCAAUAGGUCAUCUGACAAAGUUACAAGUACGGCAAAUAGCCAAUAAAGCCAAUCUCAUCAUAGCCAACAAAGCCGAGAGUAUGGGUCUAUGCUUUGUCGGUGAGAAGAACAAGUUUGCCGAUUUUCUAGGAGAGUAUAUUGACAAUACGCCCGGCGAGAUUAAAACGAUUGAUGGUCACGUUAUCGGUAUGGACAGUGUACCAGGACGCACUAUGGACCUCAAAGGCACCAAAUCACUUUCCGCCAGAUUCCUUCACUUUUCAACGCAUCCCCCUCCCAAUGUCCGUCCUGCUAACCAUGUCUACUUUCAUCACAGAUGGUUUGUAUAUAAGAAGGAUGUUGAAAAUAAUUCAAUUAUUGUCGUACCUGGAUCAACCAAUCUAUUACUCUUUUCACGUAAACUCGUAGCACGAGACUGGAUAUGGAGUUGGAAUGAACCGCCAGACGGUAUUGAGCAAGGUAUUGAUUUGCUUGGGCAGGUUAGAUAUCGACAAGUAGCUGCUGUUGCACCUGGACAAUAUGUUGUCGUGUGGGAUGGCAACUGGUGUUUGGGUGGUGGUGUCAUAGAGGAGAGUGUUGACGAAUCGGAUGAAAUAACGCAGAACGAGAAAUGA
Paraglomus occultum is the source of this 885-nucleotide messenger RNA. NCBI's taxonomy places the organism in Eukaryota, Fungi, Glomeromycota, Glomeromycetes, Paraglomerales, Paraglomeraceae. The record is from the annotation of a GenBank genome assembly.